Aspergillus brunneoviolaceus CBS 621.78 is the source of this 2325-nucleotide messenger RNA. Its product is annotated as GPI ethanolamine phosphate transferase 1. The record is from RefSeq and is a predicted model, not a curated record. The coding region runs from base 1 to 2325 and encodes 774 amino acids. The transcript has 5 exons. Gene Ontology annotation, biological process: GPI anchor biosynthetic process. Lineage: Eukaryota; Fungi; Ascomycota; Eurotiomycetes; Eurotiales; Aspergillaceae. Gene Ontology annotation, molecular function: mannose-ethanolamine phosphotransferase activity. Gene Ontology annotation, cellular component: endoplasmic reticulum membrane.
AUGGCACGGUUAAAACGCUCGCAGUUUCUGGGAAUCGCAGUUGUUUUCCACUUGCUCUAUGUCUAUUCAAUCUUCGACAUUUACUUUGUGAGCCCCGUUGUCGGGGGCAUGAAGGCCCACCGCGUCCAGGCUUCUCCUCCUGCUCAACGCGUCGUGCUUUUUGUCGGCAGGGGAGAUCAUCCCCAUUUCUCUCUCUCCUUCACUGACGGUCUCCGCGCGGACAAGACCUUUCAACAGUUCCCCGACCCGUCCCCAGACGCCCCUACAGAUGGGUCGGCCCAGGUACCACGCCACUUGGCUCCCUUUCUGCGCUCACGAGUAUUGGAGCAUGGUACCUUCGGAGUGUCUCAUACCCGAGUACCCACCGAGUCGCGCCCAGGCCAUGUGGCCCUUCUCGCGGGCCUCUACGAAGACGUCUCCGCCGUAACCACGGGCUGGAAGCUGAACCCAGUGGGCUUCGACAGCGUGCUGAACCGCAGCCGACAUGCGUGGAGCUGGGGCAGUCCCGACAUCCUGCCGAUGUUUGCGCAGGGGGCCGCACCGGGCCGCGUGGAGGUCGGACGCCUUCCGUUGCCUUAUCUCGAUGCGGACGAGUCCAGUCAGGCGGACGCGAUGCUGGUCAAUGCGCUGGAGGUCUUGGAGAUGUACCGAGUUCGAGAAAGUCGUAUGAUAGCCUCGAAGCUCGGGUACGUGCCUUUUCCGGCACUCAGUCACGAUCAAGAUCCAAAUCAAGAGGAACGAAUUGCUCGCAUCCGUACUGCGAUUCGUCAGGGGCAUCCUCAGGAAGCGAUUCAAGGCUGUGAGGAUCUGAUCGACCUGUCUCUUCAGGGCUUGCGGUACCUACAGACCUAUGAUUGGCUCUUUCUUCGAGCUCUGAUUAGCGUCGGAUAUCUAGGGUGGAUGGCCUUCGCUCUUACGAACGCGCUCAGUCACUUUGACCUACCAAGUUCGGGUACUAGUCCCCAGCCAAGACGUUCUACUGUCCGCCUCAUCGUGAUGGGAUUUGUCGGUCUUGCGCUUCUGGUGAAACUGUAUUCGCAGAAGUCUCCGGUGCAAUAUUAUGCGUACACUAUAUUCCCGGUCUUGUUCUGGGCUGAGGUAUGGGCCCGUCAAGAUACCUGGACCCAAGCCAUUAGGGCACUUUCCAAGCGGAUAUCCGCCAGCAACGUGACUGCAGAUGCGGCUGGUGUGAUGCUCUUGGGCCUGCUUUUGGAGGCUAUAGUUCAAAGUUAUUAUGAUCGUAGGAUUUACACGCUCAUCUACAUUCUCGCCCUGUUCUGGCCCGCUAUCUACGGUGUUGAAUUCAUCCGUGCCAAUCGGCUCAUAUGUUUGGUGUGGGCAGUCCAAUGUGGCUCUAUGAGCAUCUUCACCCUUCUUCCGGCCAUGAAAACGGAGGAUAUUACUCUGAUCACCCUGGGCGGGCUUCUCAUGUUUUCCUGCGGUGUCUUUUAUAUCAUCUUGGAGCCGACAAUACUCCAUCGAGCAUCAGUAGAAAAUGUGGUCGAGACUGACCGACUAGGAAGAAUGCUCCUGAUGUUCCAGGUCGGAUUAGUACCGCUGGCUAUAUCCACGACGCGGUCCGCAGCGGCCUCCCUGCAGUCUCUGAGAAGGACUCUCUCGUCCAACUCAGAUUCUAGGAUGGAUACUACUCGACGCCACCACAUCUAUCAACUAGUGGUCCUCUUCUUCACAUUCGCCCCGCUAUUCAUAAUCCUUACCAUCUCCUACGAGGGCCUGUUUUACUGCUGUCUGAGCGGUACACUCUUCACCUGGGUGCAGCUGGAGUCCAAAGUCUUCGACUACCAGCGACAGCCCGCAUCCCCAUCUAUCACCCAAGAAGCACCGCAAUUCCGCCCCCUCCGCUUCUCCGACCUGCGCAUUGCCCUGUUCUUCCUCUACCUGUUCCACUCCGCCUUCUUCAGCACCGGGAACCUCGCCUCGAUCUCCUCCUUCUCGCUCGACGCCGUGCUGCGUCUCCUGCCCGUCUUCGAUCCCUUCAGCCAGGGGGCCCUUCUGGUCCUCAAGAUCCUGGCCCCCUUUGUGCUCGUCUCGGCGAACCUGGGGCUCUUGACCCGCGCGCUGCGCCUGCGGCCCGGGGCGCUCUUUGUGCUGGUCGUCGCCGCGAGUGACUAUCUGACGCUGCGGUUUUUCUGGCGCGUGCGGGACGAGGGCUCGUGGUUGGAGAUCGGAGAGAGUAUUACGGUGUUUGUGCUGGCGUCGUUGCUCUGUGGGUUUGUGGCUGGGCUGGAGAUGGUUGGGGAGGGGGUUGUGGGAGUCGCCGUGGGCACUGAGAAGAAGUACAAGCUUUCAUGGGGGGUGUGUUAA